Mycotypha africana is the source of this 978-nucleotide messenger RNA. RefSeq lists its product as uncharacterized. The record is from RefSeq and is a predicted model, not a curated record. Bases 330 to 545 code for a protein of 71 amino acids. NCBI's taxonomy places the organism in Eukaryota, Fungi, Mucoromycota, Mucoromycetes, Mucorales, Mycotyphaceae. The transcript has a single exon.
AAAAGAAAAAAGGAAAAUGAAAUGUAUGCAGAAGACGGGAAAAAAAAUUUAACAAAGAAAAUCACACACCGCACCCUCGUACUGUCGGAAACGCUGGGCUAACCCGGCGAACCGGAUAACCAAACAUUUCCCAAUCUUUAGAUUAGGUUUUAGCUUAAAUCCUGUUCAUAUCUGCUCAGAGAGCUUUGAGUGCACAUCUGCUGCAGCAUCCGUGACGCUAUUCCAAUGCUGGAUGAUAAAGCUUAGAGUUAUUUCAUUUACAAAUUGUAUGUUUGAUAGUUACCAUUGAGUUGUCAUUAUUCAAAAUAUUCUGGGGAUACAUAUGCGCGAUGCUUAGUCCCUUGACUUUUCUCUCUUUUUUGAAAGGAAAGCACGAGAAGAGGAAGUUUAGUAUGUAUAGUCAAAAAGCUUGUAAAGUAUUACCUGUUUGCGUUUUACCUCAUUUACUUUUCUAUAAAGAAUUAUUUCACUUUCAUUUGUUCUUCUUAUGCGACACUUUGAUUUUCUUUAACGAAAAUCAGUCUUACCAUGGAAUAGUUACUUGAGCUUUAUAUUCAAGAAAUUCUUAGUCUCAAAAAUGUCCCUAAGGUUAUAUACCUAUGAAACUCGCCCACUGAUAACACUAUCCCCUUUUCGGCUAUUACUCGCUGGAUGCUCUUUGACUUUUAAAGUGCCUUUGACUAGUAGCCAAAACCUGAAAACAACGCUGAGAACUUAAAGCAAUGGUUAAUCUUUAUAGCCGUUCUGGCAGGUGGCGUAAAAGGACUGAACCAUGUAGCUCUCUUGCCAUAUUGUUGUAGUUCCGGUGGAUAAGCCGUUCGAGCCUGCACUGUGUCAAUAAUAUAAAUGCCACAAUCACAAUAUAGGCCUUAGUAGGAUUAAUAGAUUGUAUGUCUCUAUGAAACAGAAACAUUUUUUUACAACUGCAGAAAAGCAUUUUAAAUAAGACUAAUACAGUUUUAAUAGAUAUUACAAUAC